AUGCCUCGCAUGUCAAGCGAAUCGGCCGAACGCCCGUUUGAGCACUGGUACAGAGGCGAUGUGGCGCGCAACGGAGGCGUCGGCGAAAUGCGCGUCGCGAGACGCGCCGAGAUGUUGCGUAUCGCCAACUACGGCCAUGCGCUCCGUCAGAAUAUGAACGCGCGCCCUGGUACGGGUGCGUCGGCGAACACGACGGGCUUUGCAGCUGGACGCGGGAGGGAAAGCACCGAUGCAAAUGGAUCGACAAAGUCGAAGCGGGCACGGAGAAGAGCGGACAGCGUCGCGGGCAUCGGAGAGCGGGAGAGUUUCUACCUCGACGAGCAGCGCGCAAAGGAAGCCGAACGCGUUAUGGACGAGCCACCGCCGAAACUCACGCGCUCGCCCACGUCGUCGUCCUCUGUCACCGCUACCGCAUCUACCGGCACCACCAUGGGGCGUUCGCCUGCGUCCUCGACCACCACCGCGUCGCCCCAGAACAGCGCCAACAACAACGCGCGCCAGCGCACCGCGUCGCGCACGGGGCGUACGACGCCGACGUCUGCGCAGUCACUUAAUAACGGACGCACAACGCCGACAUCCGCGCUCAACAACGGACGUACGACACCGACGUCCGCACACUCGCUCGCGUCGCCCGGUGGCGCGCAGCAGAAACGCUCGCGCAGCCCCGGCGCGGGCCCCGCGCUGCACGCUGCGGUGCCCAACACGCCGAAGAAGGCCAAGCCGAGUCCGAUGAUCAACACGAGCGGCAGUGGCAGUGGCGCGCGCACGCCCGGCCGUGUGCCGGGGACGCCGACGUCUGCGCGCGUGAUCAAUAGUAGCAAGGAUAGGGAGGUGCGCGGGAGCGUUGCGGAGUAUCCGAAGCCGGAUGGGGAGGCGGAUAUGUCGGAUGCGAUUCCGACGUGGACGCAGCCUGUGCCCAGGGGGGGUAAUUGGGAUGAGGUCGUGUUGCCUGUGGUUGCGCGCAAGAAGGGGAUGGAUGAUCAUUAUGAGCAGGCGGAUGGGAGUCCGCGUGCGUUGCCGGCGGGGAGUAUACCUGUUGAGCCGGUG
Molecule: messenger RNA, 1047 nt
Organism: Coniophora puteana RWD-64-598 SS2
Lineage: Eukaryota; Fungi; Basidiomycota; Agaricomycetes; Boletales; Coniophoraceae
Exons: 3
Source: RefSeq, a predicted model, not a curated record